Oryctolagus cuniculus (rabbit) is the source of this 1436-nucleotide messenger RNA. It is a transcript of the gene AQP8, whose product is annotated as aquaporin 8. Gene Ontology annotation, cellular component: plasma membrane. Gene Ontology annotation, molecular function: water channel activity. Lineage: Eukaryota; Metazoa; Chordata; Mammalia; Lagomorpha; Leporidae. Gene Ontology annotation, biological process: transmembrane transport; water transport. The record is from RefSeq and is a predicted model, not a curated record.
CCACCUCCCACCCAAGGCUUUAUUGCUUUCUCAACACCCUCGGGAGCCUCUGCAGUUGUUUAAAAGGAGCAGCGCCUGUAGCAGGAUCCACAAGCCCUGUCCCGGAGAGACGCCUGUACCGCACAGCAGGUGCAAUUUCCCAGCAGCCCUGGCAAGAGCCCAGGCCCUGUACCACCUUACCCCGAUGUCUGGCGAGGCAACCAUGAGUCACUCUGAGCUUGGCGACGGCAGGGUGAAGGAGCUGACCCUAGGCAGCAGGUAUCGGGAAUCCUGGUAUGAGCGGUUCGUGCAGCCCUGUCUGGUGGAGCUGUUGGGCUCGGCCCUCUUCAUCUUCAUCGGGUGCUUGUCGGUCAUCGAGAACGGCCCGGACACCGGGCGGCUGCAGCCCGCCCUGGCCCACGGGCUGGCCUUGGGGCUUGUCAUCGCCACGCUGGGGAACAUCAGUGGCGGACACUUCAACCCUGCGGUGUCCCUGGCGGCCACGCUGAUCGGAGGCCUCAACCUGCUGUUGCUCCUUCCCUACUGGAUCUCGCAGCUGUGCGGGGGGCUGAUUGGGGCCGCCCUGGCCAAGGCCGUGAGUCCGGAGGAGAGGUUUUGGAAUGCCACAGGGGCGGCCUUUGUGACGGUCCAGGAGCAUGGGCAGGUGGUGAGGGCGCUGGGGGCGGAGAUCGUCAUGACGACGCUGCUGGCCCUGGCUGUGUGCAUGGGCGCCAUCAACGAGAAGACGCGAGGCCCCCUGGCCCCGUUCUCCAUCGGCUUCUCCGUCGUCGUGGAUAUCCUGGCGGGGGGCGCUGUGUCGGGAGCCUGCAUGAACCCUGCUCGUGCCUUUGGACCUGCUGUGAUGGCCAACCACUGGAGCUUCCACUGGAUCUACUGGGUGGGCCCUCUGCUGGGCGGCCUGCUUGUUGGAGUGCUCAUCAGGUUCGUCAUUGGAGAUGGGAAAACCCGCCUGAUCCUCAAGGGACGGUGAAGCGCAGCUGGUGGGAUUCCUGCUGUCCCACGUGCCCUCAGCUGCCCCACCCUGGGCUGAGGCCAGCACGGCUUCUGCACUUCCCGCCAGGGCCGAAGCCCACAGCAGAGGCCGAGUCACUUCCACUGGCUCAGGCCCGGCUUCCCGGGCCGUGCCCGCAGCAGGCUCUAGGCUCUGGGAACUCCUUUGGUGCUUGGCAGAGACCUUGGCCUGCGGGAGGUGCUGUCAGCGCUGCCCACAGAGAGAUGGAAACAGCACGGCAGGAGGGUUGUUUUCCUGAGAGGGAAGCUCACAGGAGCAGAGCAGCACUUGGAAGACGCGGCUGUCCACGCACAUCGGCUCUCCCGCCACCCCCUUUUGCUCUUGUCUUUGUGUUCCUUGAGUCCUGUUCUAGAAGGGCCUUCUGGGGCCCAGCCACCUCCUUGCUUCCCACAAUGCCGGUAAUAAACUGUCCCGUGUUUCCUAA